This is a messenger RNA of Paramecium sonneborni, 725 nucleotides long. NCBI's taxonomy places the organism in Eukaryota, Ciliophora, Oligohymenophorea, Peniculida, Parameciidae. The record is from the annotation of a GenBank genome assembly.
AUGAUAAUAAAUUACUACUCAAAACAAUCAGUGAACAAGAACUACUAGUUAUACUUUAAAAUUUAGGAAGCUAUUUCUUAAAUUUAUAUGAAAAUGAUUCAUUAAUAUUACCAAAAUAUAGUAUAUUUAAAUUUGAAUUUUAAAAUGUAAAAAAUUUCAACAUAUUUAUUUAAUAGGGUCAAGAAUCGAAAAUAUUUAUUAUGAUGAAAAAUGCAUUAUAAAUUCCAUCUAAUUAUGUAUUGAAAACUUACAAUCUUAAAGGAUCUGAAUUUUAAAGAAAAGUCUUGAAGUCAGAGGAUUUUAAAAGGAAUCUGAGAAAAACAACUCUUAAAGAUAUUGAUUUUAAAGAAGCAUAAGUCAAAUUAUUAUUCCUGAAAGUAUUAAAGAUUAAUUGAAAAAUAGUUAAAUUAAAAAUUCAGAAUUCUUUUAAAGUUUGAACAUAAUGGAUUAUUCAUUACUUAUUAUUAAAAUGAAUUGGUCUUUUUUCUGUUAAGAUAACCCUUAAAUUCAUGAAAAAGAUGUAAAAAUCAUUAUAUAUGUUAAGAUUCCAAGUUUUUUCAAUUCUAAAUUAAGUUUUAUCAUUUUUCAAAGAAAAAGGAAUUUAUUAUCAUAAUGCCAUUAAUGAUUAUUUAUAAAUUUAGAAUGCUGAAAAAAUGAUAGAAUAAGUCACUAAAAUAGGAAUUAAUUUUAGUAAAGAUUUAGAUUAUUCUGCUAAAAAUCCUUGA